Messenger RNA from Rangifer tarandus platyrhynchus (Svalbard reindeer), 2622 nucleotides. The record is from the annotation of a GenBank genome assembly. Lineage: Eukaryota; Metazoa; Chordata; Mammalia; Artiodactyla; Cervidae.
AUGAAAGUCGGCAGCGCGUUCCUGAGCGGCGGCGGCGGCGGCGCGGGUAGCGGCGGGCGGGCGGAGAUGGAGCCCAGCUUCCCGCCGGGCAUGGUGAUGUUCAACCACCGGCUGCCCCCGGUCGCCAGCUUCGCGCGGCCGGCGGGCGCGGCCGCCCCUCCCCCGCAGUGCGUGCUGGCCGCCGCCCCGGCCGCGGCCCCGGCCGCCGAGCCCCCCCCGGCGCCCGCCCCGGACGUGACUUUCAAGAAGGAGCCGGCGGCGCCCGGCGCGGCCUUCCCGGCGCAGAGGACCUCCUGGGGCUUCCUGCAGUCGCUGGUCAGCAUCAAGCAGGAGAAGCCGGCCGACCCCGACGAGCCGCCGGGCGCCCCCCACCCCCACUACGGGGGGCUGUUCGCGGGGGCCGACGAGCGGGCGCCUGGGCUGGGCGGCGGGGACGGGGGCGGCGCGGGCGUCAUCCAGGACCUGAGCGCCCUGCACCCGCCGCCGCCAGCCCCGCAGGCGCACCCGCACCCGCGCGACGUGCUGCUCGGCCGGACUGACGACCCCCGCGGCCCCGAGGAGCCCAAGCCGGACGCGAGCGUCAAGAAGGCCAAGAGGCCAAAGCCAGAAUCUCAGGGAAUCAAAGCCAAGAGGAAGCCGGGCGCCUCUUCCAAGCCGCCGCCGGCGGGGGACGGGGAGGGCGCCGUGCUGUCCCCGAGCCAGAAGCCCCACGUCUGCGACCACUGCAGCGCGGCAUUCCGCAGCUCCUACCACCUGCGCCGGCACGUUCUCAUCCACACGGGCGAGCGGCCCUUCCAGUGCGGCCAGUGCAGCAUGGGCUUCAUCCAGAAGUACCUGCUGCAGCGGCACGAGAAGAUCCACAGCCGCGAGAAGCCCUUCGGCUGCGACCAGUGCAGCAUGAAGUUCAUCCAGAAGUACCACAUGGAGAGGCACAAGCGCACGCACAGCGGAGAAAAGCCAUACAGAUGCGACACUUGCCAGCAGUACUUCUCCAGGACUGACCGGCUGCUGAAGCACAGGCGCACGUGCGGGGAGGCCCUGGGCAAGGGGGCGCCCGGCGCGGAGCCUGGGUCCUCCGGCAGCCACGGCAGCGUGGGUAGCCUGGCUGUGUUGUCUCAGGGAAAUACCAGUUCUUCGAGGAGAAAAGCGAAGUCCAAGAGCCUCGCCGUUGAGAGCAAGGAGCCCAAGACGGGGAAAGCGAAUGAACCCCACCUGUCCAACAGUAUCAACAUGCAGAGUUACUCCGUAGAGAUGCCUACUGUGUCUUCCAGUGGAGGCAUCGUUGGCCCUGGCAUAGACGAACUCCAGAAGAGAGUGCCAAAACUGAUUUUCAAGAAAGGAAGCAGGAAGAGUACCGAUAAAAACUACCUGAAUUUUGUGUCACCGUUACCGGACCUGGUUGGGCAGAAGUCCUUGUCCGGGAAACCCAGCGGCUCCCUUGGCAUGGUGUCAAACAGUAGUGUGGAGACCAUCAGUCUCCUCCAGAGUACAGGUGGCAAACAAGGUCAGAUAAGCAGUAAUUACGACGACGCCAUGCAGUUCUCAAAGAAAAGAAGAUACCUGCCCACCGCCAGCAGCAACAGUGCCUUCUCCGUGAACGUGGGGCACAUGGUGUCCCAGCAGUCCGUCAUCCAGGCCGCGGGCGUCGGCGUUCUGGACGGUGAGGCCCCGCUGUCGCUUGUUGACUCCUCCGCCCUGAGCGCGGAGAUCAAGUCUUGUCAUGACAAGUCAGGGAUUCCUGACGAGGUCUUACAGAGUAUUUUGGAUCAGUACUCCAACAAGUCAGAGAGCCAGAAGGAGGACCCCUUCAGCAUAGCGGAACCACGAGUGGAUCUGCACGCCUCAGGAGAACACUCGGAAUUGGUUCAAGAGGAAAAUUUGAGCCCCGGCACCCAAACUCCUUCAAAUGACAAGGCGACCAUGUUGCAAGAAUACUCCAAAUACCUCCAACAGGCUUUUGAAAAAUCCACGAAUGCAGGUUUUACUCUGGGACACGGUUUCCAGUUUGUCAGCCUGUCUUCACCUCUCCACAACCACACUUUAUUCCCAGAAAAACAGAUAUACACUACAUCUCCUUUGGAGUGUGGUUUCGGCCAGUCUGUUACCUCAGUGCUGCCAUCUUCAUUGCCAAAGCCUCCGUUUGGGAUGUUGUUUGGGUCUCAGCCAGGUCUUUAUUUAUCCGCUUUGGAUGCCACACAUCAGCAGUUGACACCUUCCCAGGAGCUGGACGACCUGAUAGAUUCUCAGAAGAAUUUAGAGACGUCGUCAGCCUUCCAGUCCUCAUCUCAGAAACUGACUAGCCAGAAGGAACAACAGAAAAACUUAGAGUCCUCAACAAGCUUUCAGAUUCCAUCUCAGGAGUUAGCUAGCCAGAUAGAUCCUCAGAAAGACGUAGAGCCUAGAACAACAUACCAGAUUGAGAACUUCGCACAAGCGUUUGGUUCUCAGUUCAAGUCGGGCAGCAGGGUGCCAAUGACCUUUAUCACUAACUCUAAUGGAGAAGUGGACCAUAGAGCAAGGACUUCAGUGUCAGAUUUCUCAGGGUAUACAAACAUGAUGUCUGAUGUUAGUGAGCCAUGUAGUACCAGAGUAAAGACCCCCACCAGCCAGAGUUACAGGUAA